CUAACAAAGCUUACCCCGUGGGCAGGCAUUUCAUGAGCCUGCUACGUUAGGGUCCAGGUAGCUGAGACCGUGCUGGAAUGCCGAUUUCCAGGAGCACUUCAUCCGCAUUCAAGACUCCAGCGGGCAGUUGCACACCUCGAAUCCCCAGCUGCGAACGCCCUGCAAGAGGAGGAAAACCACAGAGGGGGGAACCCAAAACUUGGUAAAAGCUAGAGGUACCUCUACCUAAGCUAAACAAAAACCAAAAUACCCUGCCCUGCCCUGGUUUCGUUUGACUACCUCUACCAACUUUGCGGCAGUUCAUCACCGUCACCGGCUUUGCAAUAUGAGUACCUUUGGAAGUCCCGGUGCCUUGCCAACAACAAAACCCACGCCGCCCCAGAGAGGCAGCUUUCCCCUGGAUCAUGACGGAGAAUGCAAACACGUCAUGACAACCUACCUUGCCUGCAUCAAGAGGGUCAAGGGAGUCAACGAAGAUGAGUGUCGAUCGCUGGCAAAGGCCUAUCUCGCAUGCCGCAUGGAACGCAACUUGAUGGCCAAAGAUGAUUUCAAAAACCUAGGCUUCAAGGAAGACGAACCAUCAAGUACGCCCAAGCCGGCCGCUGAGGCUGAAAAGGGCGUGAAGGGAGAGUUACGGUGGUGAGAGGCUUGAGUUGUAACCAGCGUUGCUUGAUGACAUGUAUGGGGGAAAAGGAAAAAAAAAAAAAAAAAAAAAAAAACAUUUUUGGCCUUUGCCGACGUCUCCUUCCAUUUCGCGAAUCGUCUGUCUUGUCAAAAGCUUGCAAGUUGCGCCACAAACACCUGUUACCCCUGCCACCAGCUAGCGCCAACCCUUUGUGCGGAGGCAUACCUUCUUGUCGAUC
Neurospora crassa OR74A is the source of this 863-nucleotide messenger RNA. Its product is annotated as mitochondrial copper ion transporter. The transcript has 4 exons. NCBI's taxonomy places the organism in Eukaryota, Fungi, Ascomycota, Sordariomycetes, Sordariales, Sordariaceae. Gene Ontology annotation, cellular component: mitochondrial intermembrane space. The coding region runs from base 326 to 643 and encodes 105 amino acids. Gene Ontology annotation, biological process: mitochondrial respiratory chain complex IV assembly. The record is from RefSeq and is a predicted model, not a curated record.